This is a messenger RNA of Limanda limanda (common dab), 1552 nucleotides long. It is a transcript of the gene gyg2, whose product is annotated as glycogenin 2. Gene Ontology annotation, molecular function: glycosyltransferase activity. Gene Ontology annotation, cellular component: cytoplasm. The record is from RefSeq and is a predicted model, not a curated record. The transcript is spliced from 9 exons. NCBI's taxonomy places the organism in Eukaryota, Metazoa, Chordata, Actinopteri, Pleuronectiformes, Pleuronectidae. Bases 193 to 1359 code for a protein of 388 amino acids.
CCUCAGCUGUUAAAAACAGACUGAGAUGUGGCUUUGCGUGCAGUGUGACGUUGGUGCUCAGGAGAGGAUCCUGGAAAAGCUGGUGUAAAGAUGCAACUGUCAUCUGGGCAGGUGUGAGUGACUACUUCUAGAAGACUGUCUGAAAAGGCGUUUGCAUAAAAGUUGAGCUACUUCCUGGUCUAUUUAGUGGACAUGAAAAUGUCAGAUGAGGCCUUCAUCACCCUGGCCACCACCAACUCCUACUGCAAGGGAGCCACAGUGGUGGCAAGCAGUUUGAGGCGGCAUGGGACAACUCGCAAGAUCAUUGCCAUGGUCACACCAAACAUCUCAGAAAAGUCAAGACUUGGCCUUGAGAGUGUGUUUGAUGAGGUCCUCCUGGUGGAUGUGAUGGACAGUGAGGACCGCCUCCACCUUUCAAUGCUGGGACGUCCUGAGCUCGGUAUCACCUUUACUAAGAUCCAUUGCUGGACUUUGACACAGUACAGCAAGUGUGUCUUUCUGGAUGCUGAUACGAUGGUUUUGAGUAACGUGGACGAGCUGUUUGAGAGAGAGGAGCUGUCUGCGGCUCCUGAUCCUGGCUGGCCCGACUGUUUCAACUCGGGCGUGUUUGUCUUCAGACCGUCUCUCCACACCCACGCCAGGCUCCUGGAUCAUGCCCUGCAGCACGGGAGCUACGAUGGAGGGGACCAGGGUCUGUUGAACUCUUUUUUCAGUAGCUGGCCGCUGGCAGACAUCACUAAGCACCUGCCGUUUGUCUACAACCUCAGUGCCAGCUCCAUCUACAGUUACCUCCCUGCUUUCCAACAGUUUGGCCACAAUGCAAAGAUUGUUCAUUUCCUUGGAGGAACUAAACCCUGGAGCUCCCGUCCGAGGGAUGUCAACAACUCAAACACCAUGGGACGGUUUAUGUCACUGUGGUGGAAGGAAUACCAGAGUCAAACAAAACCAACUCCACCAGGGAACCAGCACGCUCAAGACUGGGAUAAACCACAGCAGAUCCAAGAACAAGACGCCAAGAUGCCAUUUAGAGACAACGUGGACAGGUCCAAUUCCCUGCUCACACAUCUUCUACCUCCAACUGAGGAGCCUCAUCCACCGUUUGAGCCAAAGAUGGGUUCCGGCACAGACAACACACGUUUUGAAGAAGACACAAGCGCACGUGAGGAUGCUCAGAUCCAGGACUCGCCUCCGGGUGCAGAGGAUUUGGCGAUUAACAAAACUGCUACGGAUCCUAAGGAAGCAGACAGAGAGCAAGAGGAGCUGGAACGCCGCACGCUGUGGGAGAAUGGAAAGGCCGACUAUCUGGGCAAAGACGCUUUCCAAAACAUCCAGAAGAUGCUGGAUUGUUUCCUGGAUUAGAAACCCACACAUGAAGAAAACCUCUGUGACUACCAGUGUACUAUUCCUGUCUUUCUUCUCGAGGACUGGGAUUGAUAGAAUUGUCGACAUAAAACCAAUGCUAUCAAGUAAAUUGAAUUAUGACACAACCAUAACAUUAAAAUCUUCUUUUAAACAUGAUGAUAUCAAUAAACUAACAGACCCUUGUCCCCAA